Molecule: messenger RNA, 576 nt
Organism: Vanessa tameamea
Lineage: Eukaryota; Metazoa; Arthropoda; Insecta; Lepidoptera; Nymphalidae
Exons: 1
Coding region: 1-576 (191 amino acids)
Source: RefSeq, a predicted model, not a curated record
AUGCUAUGUUAUGUUUUCAUAAUAUUAAUACUGUGUCGAAAUAUUACUAUGGAUAUAACCACAGAAGAAGUUCAAUAUCUUAAUGAGUUGACUAUAGACAAACUGUUACAAUUAAAGAAUUCGUUAAAAGAUUUUUCCACCGAAUACGAUAAUGUGACGGUCACAACACCAGCGAAUAUAGAAAACUUUGGCGCCCAAGCGAUGGCUUUUAAAGCACCGCUUAUUAAAAGGAUGGAGUAUGAAGGGAUAUACAAAAAAGGCGGAUACGGAAAAAUAAGUAACAUUUUCUCAAUAUCAGUUACAACAUUAGCCUUUCUUGCGUUUGGUGGAUAUUUAUUAUGUCUUAUUGUGCAAGCUGUGAAAUCAAAACAGAAUACAAUAGUUACAACUCCGACACCGACAUUGUUCGUUAACGCAGGUAUCAAGAGGCCUCAAACCACUUUUAGUUCAUACGGACGCCGGAGGAGAGCAAAAAGAGGCUUACAAGAUGUAGAUGUCCCUCCCGAGGAAAUGUUUUCUGCGUUGUUGCAUCUUUGCGAGGGCUACGCUAAAUGGAGUAAAGGGCGAAAAAUGUAA